Molecule: messenger RNA, 1685 nt
Organism: Pseudogymnoascus verrucosus
Lineage: Eukaryota; Fungi; Ascomycota; Leotiomycetes; Thelebolales; Thelebolaceae
Exons: 3
Coding region: 162-1595 (477 amino acids)
Biological process (GO): glucan catabolic process
Cellular component (GO): extracellular region; cell surface
Molecular function (GO): beta-glucosidase activity
Source: RefSeq, a predicted model, not a curated record
GUCAUUGCAUUUCCCUUGAUAUUUUCAAGAUAAUUUCAAGAGAUAUUCUUUCGUAGUUUUGCAAAGACAUUUCUGUUUUCUCAGUGUUGAUUAUUCUCAACGACCUUGCUGGUUAACGUUGCUUUAACAUAAUCUCCGGUGCAUCUCCAAAUCUCACAAUCAUGUCAAGUGGUAUCCUUCGCACGCAAGGCACGGAAGUCGUUGGCCAGGAUGGGAAGCCCGUGAUUCUGCGCGGUGCGGCCCUGGGAGGCUGGAUGAACAUGGAGAACUUCAUCACCGGCUACCCUGGGCAUGAAUCGGAGCACCGCGCUGCCAUGAAGAAGGUUCUUGGGCAGGAGAACUACGAGUUCUUCUUCGACAAAUGGCUUGAGUAUUUCUUUACAGAUGCCGAUGCGGUUUUCUUCGCCAGCUUGGGGCUCAAUGCUCUGAGGCUGCCAUUUAACUACCGACACUUUGAGGAUGAUAUGAAUCCGAGGGUGUUGAAGGAAGAGGGAUUCAAGCAUUUGGACCGCGUUAUUGAUCUCUGUGCCAAGCAUGGAAUCUACACAAUUCUGGAUAUGCACACGGUGCCUGGUGGACAAAGCCAAGACUGGCACUCUGAUAACCACUCUUCCUGGGCGUCUUUCUGGGAUUACAAAGACCAUCAAGACCGUACCGUGUGGCUGUGGGAAAUAAUUGCUGCGCGAUACAAGGGCAACCCUUGGGUCGCAGGUUACAAUCCUAUCAACGAGCCGUGUGAUCCUGAGCAUGUCCGCCUUCCUGCCUUCUACCAGCGCCUGGAGAAGGCCAUUCGAAUUAUUGACCCAGAUCACAUCCUCUGGCUUGAUGGAAAUACAUUCGCAAUGGAAUUUGUCGGCUUCGAGCCCCUCGUCUCCGGCCCUACCAAGCUCCCCAACACUGCCUACAGCAUCCACGACUACAACUCCAUGGGCUUCCCGUCGGGAGAUGCAUACCUCGGAACAGACGAGCAGAAAUCCAGGCUUGAGAAAUCCUUCCGCCGCAAGGCAGAGUGGAUGGCCAAAUACGACGUUCCUUGCUGGAACGGCGAGUUCGGGCCAGUCUACAGCAUCCAUGAGAAGGACCCUGAAGCUGCGAAACAGAUCAAUGAGCAGCGCUAUAACAUGCUAGCGGAGCAACUGAAUAUUUACGACAAGCACGCUAUCCCAUGGAGCAUUUGGCUGUACAAAGACAUUGGUCUGCAGGGCAUGAUCUACACAGACCCGGAGUCGAAGUGGAAUCGUACUAUUGCUCCUUCCCUCAAGGUCAAGGUGGACGCACAGCUAGAUGCGUGGGGAUCGUAUCCCAGCGCCUCCAUGGAGUCAGUAAUCGCCCCGCUUGUGGCAGAGCUUGAGAAAGUGAACCCGGAUGCGAAUGACGAAUACCCAACCCCGUGGAACGUGGAGCGUCAUGUCAGGCGUGCGGUGCUUCAGACGUUCCUGUCGCGGACGUUGUCGGAUAAGUUUGCUCAGCAGUUCAGUGGGAUGGGCAAGGAGGAGCUCGAAGAGUGUGCGAAGAGCUUCCACUUUGACCAGUGCAAGAAGCGAGAUGGGCUGAAUGAAAUUCUGAGGGAUCAUGCGAAGUUGAGCCAUGCUUAGAUAUCGAACACGGAAUGUAUCCGUUCUAUCUCUUUCUCCAAUGGGCAUUCGCAGAACAGCCACAAGGCAUCAAUAGGAGCAAAGUCUCGG